UGUUACCUUUAGUUUAAAAAUGGCUACCAUAACAUCAAAAAUGUUAUUUUCAUCCAAACUUUUUAGAGUUUUCGGCUCAAAACAUAGCUGUCAUCCCUUAAUUGCUGUUCGGAAAGCCCACUUUACGUAUUUUCCAGACACUGCAAAGACAGAAUAUGGAGAGACAUCCAGAAUGAACUUGGUACAGUCUCUUAACAGUGCCAUGGAUAUCGCCCUUGGCAACGAUCCUACAGCAGUUAUUCUGGGUGAAGACGUUGCAUUUGGUGGAGUAUUCCGGUGCACUGUGGGACUGAAGGAUAAAUAUGGUGCUGACAGGGUCUUCAACUCUCCUCUCAGCGAGCAAGGCAUCGUAGCGUUCGGGAUCGGACUAGCAGUAGCGGGGGCGACCGCCAUAGCAGAAAUACAGUUCGCAGACUACAUCUUCCCAGCAUUUGACCAGAUCACUAACGAGGCGGCAAAGUUCCGUUACCGAACGGGUAACCUGUUCGAUUGCGGCAAGUUGACCAUACGGACACCGUGUGGUGCAGUGGGCCAUGGGGCGCUGUAUCAUUCCCAGAGUCCUGAGGCGUUCUUUGCACACAUUGCUGGCAUGAAGGUAGUUAUCCCGAGGGGCCCAAUCCAGGCAAAAGGGCUCCUACUAAGCUGUAUCAGGGAGGACAACCCCUGCGUGAUGUUUGAGCCAAAGAUCCUCUACCGGUCGGCCAUUGAGGAGGUGCCAAUCGGAGACUAUUCUAUACCGCUGGGAAAGGCAGAGGUACUUGUUGAAGGCUCAGAUGUCACCAUGGUAGGGUAUGGAACACAGGUCCAUGUGUUACGUGAGGUUGCUACUAUGGCCAAGGACACACUAGGGGUGUCCUGUGAGGUCAUUGACCUGCGCACCAUUCUGCCAUAUGACCUUGACACCAUCAUCAAUUCUGUUGUAAAGACGGGCCGCCUCAUCGUCAGCCAUGAGGCUCCACAGACCAUGGGUUUUGCUGCAGAGAUCGCAACAGCAGUGCAGGAGGAGUGUUUCCUGAAUCUCGAGGCCCCAGUGCAGCGAGUGUGUGGCUAUGACACACCCUUUGCCCAUGUGUAUGAACCUUUCUACCUGCCUGACAAGUGGCGGCUAAUGGAAGCAGUAAAAAAAGUCACCAGUUUCUGAACAUUAUGCUGACUGCAGAUCAUUUGGUCAUCAUUCACCUUGUAAGACAGACAGGCAGACAAGAAAGACAUACAUGUAUUGAGGGAUUUAGUGGUACAACCAGGACAGGGUUUUUCUACAUGGGGACCACAACUUUCCAUCAGCGGUUUUGUUUGCACCUUAAUCAUCAGGGCUAUAAAUAAUUGAUUGCCAAUUUGCCUGGGGCGAUUAGAUUUAGGCACGGGCCAGUUAUUUAAAAAAUGGUAGUGCUACUUGGCUACUACCUUUUUAGCUCAACUGAGUACAAUGUGCUCAUGGUGAGCUUUAGUGAUCGCCUUUUGUCUGUCGUGCAGCGUCAACAUUUUGUUUGCCGUGUUAACACUCUAGAGGCCACAUUUAUUGUCUGAUUUUCAUGAAACUUGGUCAGAAAAUUUGUCCCAAUUAUAUCUUGGAGGAGUUUGCGAGUCAGUUUUGCUUAUAUAUUUGCUAUAGUAAAAAAUUAACAUAUACUCUUAAAGUCACAUUAUUUGUCCAAUCAUCAUGCAACUUAGUAAAAACAUUUGUUUUAAUGAUAUCUUGGAUGCCUUUGAAA
Dreissena polymorpha is the source of this 1712-nucleotide messenger RNA. Its product is annotated as 2-oxoisovalerate dehydrogenase subunit beta, mitochondrial-like. Gene Ontology annotation, molecular function: catalytic activity. The record is from RefSeq and is a predicted model, not a curated record. Gene Ontology annotation, biological process: response to nutrient; branched-chain amino acid catabolic process. The transcript has 9 exons. Lineage: Eukaryota; Metazoa; Mollusca; Bivalvia; Myida; Dreissenidae. Bases 20 to 1141 code for a protein of 373 amino acids.